UUUCAGGCUCUAAAACUCAAUAUUAAGUUUUUUUAACCAAUUUUUACCUAAGUGUCAAAAAUACUGCAUGAAAAGGAAUAACAUGUAUUCCUUUGUAAAACACUUUUAAAAAAACCUAGCAUUACAAUAUAUUGAAGAAAACAAAACAUGAAAAAUCCUCUAGAGAUACGGUUUGGGGGCAACAUUUUCAUGGUGUUGGGGAUAUAUUUAUUUUUUAACAUGGUAAGUUGUUUGUGUGCAAUGUUCGUACAAUUAUAUUUUCUUUCUUCAUAUAACAAUGUGUAAUAUUCCAUUUUUAAUUAUUAGAAUAUUUGCAUCAGUAAUGCAGGAGGAACCAUAUUCUAAGAUAGUGUUUGCCGGAAUUGAUCCCUAUAGCAACCUUCAUCAAUGGAUUCACUCACAUCAAGACACACUUUCCAGUUGGCUCAUAAUUAAGGGUUGAUUCAGAUUAAGUUGUGCAGGUGUUUUCCAUAUGAAGUCUUAGACUUAUGUACCAAAUUGUGCAUUUUACAACAAAAAGCUACAAUUAUCCUCAAUUUGAAAUAUAAGCAAGUAUCGGAUGUUCUUGCACUAUUCUAUUACCGAGAAGAAUAACAGUGAAUGUACCAGACACAAUUAUUUAUUAUAAUAUUUGCUAUGAUUGAAUUAAGCGGCGAUAGAAUCAGAAAUGCGUCACCAAAAGGCGGCUCUAUCGAAACAACGGGAGGACUGCAUGAAGAAAGCAACCAUACUCAAAAAGGAGCUGGAGACUCUGAAAGAACAGAGAAGCGAACUGCACAGCGACUCCAAACGCUCGCCCAGUCCUGACACCAAACGGUUUUUGAAAGAGAAUACAAAAUUACAGUUGGAGAUACAAAAUAAGUUGAAGACUAUCAACAAUGUUGUGGACAUGUUGAACGGUAUCAUCGGUGAAGAGGUGGACAAGAGUGAAGUGGAUGACUCCGGAGAACGCAGCUCAAAGAGAAAGUCCAGGUCACCGUCAACUAAGAGAUUCAACUACGUAUACUACGACCCGGAGAUGCACUGGUGCCGCGUCUGCAACGAGUUCCCCGCAACCGCUAAAGACUACCUCACGCAUCUGCAUUCGCCCUCACAUCACAAGAUGGCAUCGUCGCACAUGGAGGCGCCCUGGCACUCGGUGGCGGGCAUGAACGAGGGCUUCCCCAACUACCCCUCAGCACCCACCAAGCGCACACCUAUUAGAGGUCUGCAGUUCUUCGUGCCGUCGACAGCGUGGUACUGCAAGCUGUGCGACCAGUUCAUUGGAGACCUGCACUGCGCCUCCGCACAUCUCAAGUCCAUCAUACACUCCAAGAACUACACGAACUUCGUAGAGCAGAACCCGCAUUGGGACACGGACUGGAUGUCUGAUCGUCAGAAGGCCUUCGAGAAGAGCAGAGCCAAAGCCAAGGCUGAGGAGAAGCCGCCCUACGCCGCCCACACCAUCACCUUCAGCAAGGACGGCUUCCACACCAAGAGGAAGGCCAGCCCCGACACGGCGGACAAGAAGAGGAAGAAGGACAGAAGGAAGAAGAAGAAGAACAAGAAGAGGAGGUCCAGCAGCGAGUCCAGUAGCUCCAGCAGCUCGGACAGUGAUAAUAAGAAACGUAAAAAGAAGAAAGAAACGGUGAUAGACAAGAACGCGCUGUCACAAUGGAUGUCAUCAAUACCUGUCAACUUUGACAGGAAGUUGCUCGACAACUUGAAGUACAGAGUCCAGAAAGAACGACGCAAAUCUCCCUCCCGCGAUGAUCAAGAUCGCCGCGGGGAGCGCAGGUCGGACAGCAAAAGAGAAGAUAGACAGGAGAGGAGAGAUGACAGAAGAAAUGAGAGGCCGGACAAGAGGGACGACAGAGAAAGAAGAGAUGACAGAAGAGAGACUUCGGAUAGAAGAGAGGAAAGAACAGAGAGAAGGAAUGAGAGUCAGGACACAAGAGAUAAUCAGUCGCGAUCAGUUCAGCAAGCAGAUGUGAAAAAAACAGAAAUUAAGAAGAUGCCUUUUAUUGGAAAGAUGCCUGUGUUCAAAAACUUAUCGAAGACAGCGAAGAACGAGGAACAGAAAAAAGAGGAAGAGAAGAAGAAACACGAAGAAGAAGUCAUCAAGAAGAAAAGAGAAGAGAUGGACGCGGAGAUACAGAAAAAGGUCGCCAUAUUCAAGGAGAAGAUAGCGAAGGCGCAGCUGGAGAAGCAGCAGCAGGAGAUGGGACUCGCGCUGCCGCCGCUCGCCUUCCUGCCGCCCCCCUGCCCGCCCUGCCCGCCGCAGCUGCUGCCGCCGCCGAUCCCGCCGCCGCAGCCGGCCAGCAACCUGCCCAAGGACUUCCAGGAGGCGCUGGACAUCAUCUUCCCCUCCAACGCGAAGCCCUCUGAGCUGACGCAGUCGGAGCUGUUCGUGCCGGGCCUGCCGCCGGGCUUCGCGCCCAUGCCGCCCGUGCCCUUCCCCCACCACAUGGGCCUCGUGCAGUCGCCCAUCGCCCAGCUGUCGCCCAUGUCACCCAUGAUGAUGGGCUUCGACGUGAACCAGCAGGUGUUGCCUCCCGCGCGGCCGCAGCUCUACGACACGCAGGUGCCCAUCGUGCCCGGACACCAGAACAGUAACAACACCGAGUCUGCGGACGCGCAGAAGACGGAACUCAAGGAGAAGAAUAAAGAAGAGUUGGAGGAGCUCGCGAUGCUCGGUAUCGACGCGUCGGAUGUCGGCGCCGGUAUUUAGCGUCGCCUUCUUCGCCUUCUUCGCCUUCUCACUUACAUCAUAUUUACAUACCUUACUUACUUACUUACUUCAUUCUUACAUAUUACCUUUUACAAAGCAAUAUUAUUAUUAUAUUAAGUCGGAGUACUUUCUUCAUAUAUCAGUUGCAGCAUCCAACGGCAGUGCCAAAUCUCAGAUGAGAGAAUCGAGAUAAAUCUGUACUCACGGGAAUACAGAACACAGAAACGUCAAAGUAAUAAAUUAGGAAUGUUUGUAAUGAUAGCUGCUUAUUUUAUGCCGACAAAAUAAAGUUUUUUAACCUUUCCGGUUGAUUAUGAAUAUUUUAAACAAAUUGUUUAUUUGUCUAUUGUAUUUUGACUAUUUUUGACUUAAAUAACAUGUUUGUGUGUGAACUUUACUCUGGGUUUUCACUGCUGUUACACAUAUUGUCCUUUUUCAAAGAGAUGAGGUAUCUCGAUAUGUGUAGUUUCAGUGCAGUGGAAACCCCACGGUAACAAUAUAGACCGAGAAAGUUAUGUGACCCGGCGCUCAGCUCACACCUCACUAGGGCCCAUUGGCAAUGAUCAUGAGAAGACAGGAAAAGUACAACAAGAAUAUAUUUUUCUUUUAUGUCAUUUCUUAUGUAAGUUUAACAUAUUUGUAACAAAACUAACCGCGAUGGUAGCGCCUCUCACCGGGUCAGAUAACUUUGUCGCACUACAAUUAGGUAAAUUACGUUAGGUUGAGUAAUAUUUAAGUAACAAUUAUGUACUUAUGAAUCUAACGUUUUAUUAUAGACUAAUAAAUUUUUAAUAAAAUAAUGUUUUCAUUGUUAUUUGUGACAUUAAUUAAAGAA
Messenger RNA from Papilio xuthus (Asian swallowtail), 3545 nucleotides. RefSeq names its product zinc finger protein 318. The record is from RefSeq and is a predicted model, not a curated record. NCBI's taxonomy places the organism in Eukaryota, Metazoa, Arthropoda, Insecta, Lepidoptera, Papilionidae. Gene Ontology annotation, cellular component: nucleoplasm. The transcript has 12 exons. Gene Ontology annotation, biological process: positive regulation of DNA-templated transcription; negative regulation of DNA-templated transcription. The coding region runs from base 668 to 2710 and encodes 680 amino acids. Gene Ontology annotation, molecular function: nucleic acid binding; zinc ion binding.